This is a messenger RNA of Lodderomyces orthopsilosis Co 90-125, 14547 nucleotides long. It is a transcript of the gene MDN1, whose product is annotated as AAA family ATPase midasin. The transcript has a single exon. Gene Ontology annotation, biological process: ribosomal large subunit assembly; rRNA processing. Bases 1 to 14547 code for a protein of 4848 amino acids. The record is from RefSeq and is a predicted model, not a curated record. Gene Ontology annotation, cellular component: preribosome, large subunit precursor; nucleus. Lineage: Eukaryota; Fungi; Ascomycota; Pichiomycetes; Serinales; Debaryomycetaceae. Gene Ontology annotation, molecular function: ATP hydrolysis activity; ATP binding.
AUGACGAAUGAUAACAUUUACCUAAGUUUGGCCUCCAUACAGGAUGCCUAUCAGACUUACCGAUUACUGUAUCCAGAAAAGCAUCUUCCGGAAGAGCCAUUCUUCUUCCAAAGUGGUCCAUCCGUCAAUGAAAAUUUAAACCAUUUGUCACUAUACGCAUUAAGGAAUCCGACAAUUGCAUACUACUGUUACAAGCCAAUAUUCUUAGAGCUUGUGGCCAGAUUGAUUCAAAAUGCUUCCAUCUUCGAAAGCGAAUAUUCCAAAAGCUUCAGUAACAAUAGUGUUCAAAGAUCUGUUGUCUUUACAGCACUUUCAACCUUGCUUGACAUUGCACCAGAGUUUUUGAACUUGUUUGAGCACUUUUUGCAGAAUUUGAACCCUUGGACAAAAAUAGAUAUUGCGAACACACUUGAAGUAGAGGGGAUACUUCUAGCAUACUAUCGUACAAUUCAUUUUGGUUCAGAAAGAUUUAGGCAGUACAUUAAUGCAGAAGUUAUUUACAGGAUUCUUGAAUCCAGUGGGCAAUCACAAGUUUCGAAAUACCUAUGUGUUGAAAUACUUACAAUUUAUCUACUGGCAUCAGAGCAGUCAAGAAAUGAAAUGUUGGAAAAAUAUGUCAGUGAUGAUGAGCUAAUUUCAAAGUAUGAUGACGAGUCGCUCAAUUAUCGUUUUCUUGCCUUGUCAGAAGCCAAAAGAAUAUCCAACUUUAAAAACUUGCCAGAAAAGGAAUUUUCAAGUGACCCAACACAGGAAUGUGCUAUCAUCUCACCGGCUGAUUUAUCUUCAACAGUUUUAGUGUCAGUUUGUGGAAUUUUAGUACCGAGAUUGGCCAGAGAUGCUUUUCGUGAACCCAGUCAGAUCGAUUUUGUCCCUACAAGAACUUCUGUCCAUGCAUUGAAAACAUUGGCCGUUGACAUUCAGUUGAAUCAGCCAGUGAUGCUCGUCGGUGAUUCAGGGUCAGGUAAGACCUUUUUGAUCAACAAAUUGGCUCACGAUUUGCAUUGUAAUGACUCCAUUGUUAAGAUUCAUUUGGGAGAGCAAACAGAUGCGAAGCUAUUGCUUGGUACUUACACCUCGGGUGACAAGCCAGGAACUUUCCAAUGGAACACUGGUGUAUUAACCUCUGCGGUUCAGGAGGGAAAAUGGGUACUAGUUGAGGAUAUAGACAAGGCACCAACAGAAAUUCUUUCCAUAUUGUUAUCAUUGUUGGAAAAGAGAACGCUUAGUAUACCGUCACGUGGUGAAGUCAUUAAAGCCAAGAACGGUUUUCAAUUGUUUUCAACUGUGAGGUUGAAUGAGAAAAAUAGAACCUUGCCUGACCUUAUUGGAGCAAGGUUCUGGAAAGUUAUCAAUUUGGAAACACCCAAUGCUGAGGAGUUGAAAAUCGUUUUGAGCACCAAGUUCCCCAUUCUUUCAAAAUUGAUUGACCUUAUUAUGAGUUGUUAUUUUGAAGUUUUACGAUUUUAUAACCAAAAGGCAUUUAUCACAUUAAACAAGGGAAGUUUACCAAGAAUUAUAUCAACAAAAGAUUUGAUCAAAUUUUGUUCCAGAAUUGAUAAGUUACUUACAUUGGAGGGAAUCACACAAUGUGACCAACCAUUGGAAACAUCUGUCUAUGAUAACAUCUUUGCCGAGGCUGUGUCUUGUUUUGGAAGCGCGAUUGUUGAACCCCAAGCGUUGGAACUUUUGGCUAAAUUCAUCGGGGAAAAUUUUCAAGUGCCACAACUGAGAAUAAACCAUUUUAUUUCAAAACAUACACCAGUGUUUCAAACUGAUACAAAUGUUGUGAAAAUAGGAAGGGCUACCUUGAAAUCUGGUGGUAAGAAAUCGGAUUCAUCUUCCUUCGCCAGAACCAAUCAUGCUCUUCACUUGAUGGAGCAAAUAGGUGUUGGGAUAAGCAUGGCUGAACCAAUAUUACUUGUGGGAGAAACUGGUACUGGAAAAACUACGAUUGUUCAACAUGUUGCAAAACUUUUAGGCAAAAAAUUAACCGUGAUCAAUGUUUCUCAACAAACAGAAUCAGGUGAUUUGUUAGGUGGUUAUAAACCUGUGAAUACCAAACUCAUUGCUGUGGGCGUUCAGGAGUAUUUUGAGUCCUUGUUUUUGGCAACAUUUUCGGAAAAGAAAAACGAGAGAUUCAACAAGGUGUUGUUGCGUUGUUUCAAUAGUGGGCAGUGGAAAAAUGUGUUGAAAUUGUGGACAGAGGCUUAUAAGCUGGCUGUGGACGUACUCAUCAGAAAAGAACCUCAUGAUGAUACUGAUGGUGCUCCAAGGAAAAAGAGGAAAUUCAAGGCAGUUGAUCCGGAUUUCCUUUUGCAAAAAUGGAACAACUUCAAGCAAAUGUUGAAGGAUUUUGAGGUGACUGCUUCAACCAGUGAUCAUUCUUUUGUGUUUAACUUUGUUGAAGGUUCCUUGGUAAAAGCUAUCAAGAAUGGUGACUGGCUCUUGCUUGAUGAAAUCAAUUUGGCAAGUUCUGAUACAUUAGAGAGCAUUGCUGAUUUAUUAAAUGAUUCUUCGGAGCAAAGAUCUAUUUUGUUAUCAGAAAGAGGUGACACAGAACCAAUUAAAGUUCACCCUGAUUUCAGACUUUUCGGAUGUAUGAAUCCAUCUACAGAUGUUGGAAAAAGAGACCUUCCGGUAAGUAUCAGGUCCAAGUUUACCGAGAUUUAUGUCCACUCCCCUGAUAAAGAUUACCAAGAUCUUUUAAGAAUAAUCGACAAGUACAUUGGGAGAUAUUCAAUUGGUGAUGACAUAGUGAUCAACGACAUUGCAGAACUAUACUUGAAAGCAAAGUCGUUGUCAGAGCUGAACAAAAUUGUUGAUGGUGCAAACCAAAGACCACACUUUAGCGUCCGUACAUUGACAAGAACAUUAAUCUACGUUACCGAUAUUGUGCCUAUUUAUGGACUCAGGAGGUCUUUAUAUGAAGGGUUUUGCAUGACAUUUCUAACAUUGUUGGAUGCCGAUUCAGAAAACCUACUCAAACCGGAGAUCAUAAAAUACACUGUUGGAAAGUUGAAGAAUAUGAAGUCCGUAAUGAGCCAAAUUCCACCUCCACCUUCUCACGAUUCGGGAAAAUUUGUCCAAUUCAAACACUACUGGAUGAAGCACGGACCCAAUGAAGUCAUUCCUCAACCUAAUUACAUCAUCACUCCAUUUGUUGAGAAGAACUUGAUGAAUUUAGUCAGAGCAACAGCGGGUCGAAGAUUUCCUGUAUUGAUCCAAGGUCCUACAUCUGCUGGUAAAACCUCAAUGAUCAAUUAUUUGGCAAAUAUAACUGGUCACAAAUUUGUCCGAAUAAAUAACCACGAACAUACUGACCUUCAAGAGUAUUUGGGUACCUAUGUUAGUAACUCCAAGGGGCAAUUGGUCUUUCAAGAAGGUAUUUUGGUUGAAGCUUUACGGAAGGGUUAUUGGAUUGUUUUGGAUGAGUUGAAUCUCGCACCAACCGAUGUGUUGGAAGCAUUGAACAGAUUGUUGGAUGACAACCGUGAGCUAUUCAUUCCAGAAACACAAGAGAUCGUGAAGCCACAUCCAGAUUUCAUGUUAUUUGCCACCCAAAAUCCACCUGGCUUGUAUGGUGGUAGAAAAGUUCUUUCACGUGCUUUUCGUAAUAGGUUCUUGGAACUUCAUUUCGACGACAUUCCCCAAGACGAGUUGGAGAUCAUCUUGCAACAGAGGUGUCAAAUUGCACCAAGCUACGCUAAGAGAAUUGUUGACGUUUACAAGCAGUUGACGGUACAACGUCAGUCAACGAGAUUGUUUGAGCAAAAGAAUUCUUUUGCAACAUUAAGAGACUUGUUCCGUUGGGCGCAAAGGGAAGCCGUUGGGUAUGAAGAAUUGGCUAUCAAUGGUUACAUGCUUUUGGCAGAACGAGUUCGUAAGGAGGAUGAGAAAAAAGUUGUCAAAGAAGCCAUUGAGAAAGUUAUGAAAGUUCAAUUAGACAUGGACGCCUACUAUAAUAAUUUUGAUCUUGAAAGUUUGAUUUGUAAGGAGACAAGUGUCGUUUGGACUAGAGCGAUGCGUCGUUUAGCAAUAUUAGUACUUGCCUCUGUCAAGUAUAAUGAGCCUUUAUUGUUAGUUGGAGAGACUGGUUGUGGCAAAACCACUGUUUGUCAAAUCAUUGCCAAUUAUUAUGCCAAGGAAUUAAUUGUGGUCAACGCUCACCAGAACACUGAAACUGGUGAUUUACUAGGAAGUCAAAGGCCCAUCAGAAAUAAAAGCAGUGUACAACAUGACUUACGAAGAAAUCUCAUGCAGUACUUGACCGAAAACGGCAUCCAAGGGUUGGAAAAUUGGACACUUGGAGAAUUGAUACAAGCUUAUAAGGAAAAGACAACCAAUUCUGAAGCUGAAGGUUCGGCUAUUAUCGAAGAGCAAAUCAACUUGAACUCGAUUUUGUUUGCCUGGAAUGAUGGGCCAUUGGUUACUGCAAUGAAGACAGGCAAAUAUUUCCUUUUGGAUGAAAUUUCCUUAGCUGAUGAUUCGGUAUUGGAGAGAUUGAACUCAGUUCUUGAACCCGAGCGAAGCUUAUUACUUGCCGAAAAGGGGUCGCAUGAUUCUCACGUAACUGCGACAAGCGAUUUCAAGUUUUUUGCUACUAUGAAUCCUGGUGGUGAUUACGGAAAGAAGGAGUUGUCACCUGCUUUAAGGAACAGAUUCACUGAACUCUGGGUGCCGUCAAUGGAAGACUUUCAAGAUGUUUUCAAGAUUGUGCAAUCGAGACUUCAAGUGAAAGAACUUGCAGAUUCUAUAGUGAAGUUUUCCGAAUGGUAUGCAAUGGAAUUUGGUGGUGGAAGCACAGUGAGCGGAGUCAUCUCCAUUAGAGACAUCUUGGCAUGGGUAGAUUUCAUCAAUACAUCACACUCGUAUUUGGGUGCGUCUGCUGCGUUAUUGAACGGUGCCGCUAUGGUAUUCAUUGAUGCUUUGGGAACCAACAACACUGCUUACUUGGCGGAAAAUUCGGAAACCCUCGAAAAAAUGAAACUGAAAUGUGUGGAUAUGUUGUCACGAUUUGCAAAUGUUGAUCUUUUCCGGUUUUCUAAUCAAAAAAUAGAGGUUGCUGUAACUCAAGACUCGUUCAAUGCGGGGUUGUUUAGUAUUCCCAGAGUGGUCACUAAUGAGGGUUUUCAUUCGUUUAGUUUAGAUGCUCCAACUACAGCAACAAAUGCUAUGAAGGUGACCAGAGCUAUGCAGGUUAACAAACCUAUCUUGUUGGAAGGUAGCCCCGGUGUUGGUAAAACAAGUUUGAUUACAGCAAUGGCCAGUGCAACAGGAAACACACUUAUACGUAUCAAUUUAUCAGAGCAAACAGAUUUGGUCGACUUGUUUGGGUCCGAUGCACCUGCAGAAAACGGUAAAGCAGGUGAAUUUGCCUGGAGAGAUGCGCCAUUUUUGCGAGCUAUGCAACGAGGUGAAUGGAUCUUACUUGAUGAAAUGAACUUGGCAUCUCAAUCUGUUCUUGAAGGGUUGAAUGCUUGCUUGGAUCAUAGAGGGGAAGCAUACAUUCCAGAAUUGGGCAAAACUUUCAAAAAGCAUCCUGAUUUUAAAAUUUUUGCUGCUCAAAAUCCUCAAUAUCAAGGUGGUGGUAGAAAGGGGUUACCCAAAUCAUUUGUCAAUAGAUUUAGUGUGGUUUACGUGGAUACUUUGAAAGCAGAGGAUCUCGAGUUUAUUUUGCUGCAUGUGUAUCCACUUGUUGAUUCUACUCAGUCUUCAAAAUUGAUUGAGUUUAUGUCUACUAUUGAAGAUGAAGUAGUUGUUAGGAAACUGUGGGGUCAUUCUGGUAGUCCGUGGGAGUUUAAUUUGCGUGACUCCUUAAGAUGGUUGAGUUUAUACACGGCAAAGAAUUUGCAAGUUAAUACGCAAAUCUCAGACUUUAUGAACAUGAUCAUUUGUCAAAGAUUUAGAAAUUCUGAGGACCGCACUCGCGCUGAAAAGCUAUUUGUUAGGUCAUUUGGAUCAUUUGCAAAGAGAGAUAACUAUUUUAACAAAGCUCCAUCGUUUGUCCAAGCAGGCUCAGCAAUAACAACAAGGAAUAGACUAAUGCAGUACAACAAUGGCGAUAAUCUUUUGCCAUUGCAAUGCAAUUUUGGUGUUAUGGAAACAGCUUUACGCUGCAUUACAUAUAACAUACCAAUGAUAUUGACAGGACCCACCAGCUCCGGAAAGACUUGUUUAAUUCGUUACAUGGCUAAUUUACUAGGAGCCAAAUUGGACGAAUUUUCAAUGAAUAGUGAUGUGGACUCCAUGGAUAUUCUUGGGGGCUACGAACAAUCAGACUUAUCAAGAGCUCUUCACAACUUUUUGAACCAUCUUUAUACUAUUUUGAGUGAAAUGGUUGUUUCAAAGGUAAGGUCAGAGAAUUUAGAUAUAUCCCAAGCCUUGAAGACGAUUGACGAGAUAUCCUCUGGUGUUGUGACAGCACACAACUAUGAGCAAUUUCACCAACAGUUAUUAUCCCUUACUGGGUUUUUGCAAAAGGAUGUUCUUUCUACGUCAGAGUCGUUGCUUUUGAAACUUUCACAACCUAGCUCAUUAAAGUUUGAAUGGUUUGAUGGUCUUCUUGUACAGGCUGUGGAAGAAGGUAGAUGGUUGGUGCUUGAUAAUGCCAACUUGUGCCCUCCAUCCGUUUUGGAUAGAUUGAACUCAUUGUUGGAAACAAAUGGUACCUUGAUCGUGAAUGAAUGCACUCUUGCAAAUGGGGAGCCAAGAGUAAUAACACCUCAUCCUAACUUUAGGUUAUUCUUGACAGUGGAUCCUAAGUAUGGAGAACUUUCUAGGGCCAUGAGAAACAGAGGUGUGGAAGCCUAUAUGGAUGCCCUUGGCGAGCGAGCUACUUUGUUUGAUCGCAAAUUGUUGGGUAUUUCAGGGGACACUGAAGAGCUUAAUGUAUUGACGAGUGAUUACGUGCCAACUGCCAUUUAUGGUUAUGAAAGGUGCACAGAAAUGGGCAAUUUCAGCCUUUUAGAGGAUUCUUUAGAGAAUGGUGCAUCGUAUAUGAGCUCGAUCUGGAGUAUUGUUCCCUUUGCCUCGUUAAAUUUGCUUCAAAGGUGGAAGGAUUUUGUUUGCAUGUCACCUGAGUUUAAUUCAAACAGCAAGAAGGUUUCACAAUUAGUACUUGACAACUUUGCCCUUUUUCACCAGUUUGGGUUGGAGAAGGCCACUCAUGAUUUGUACGAAUUUGGAAGCAAAAAUGCCAGUGACAUUUUAGGCGGUGAAGUGGGUUUUGGUGCCCAUCAAGCAGUCCAUCCACUAAUUAACAUGACAUUAGUGUCAUCAUUCGUGUCUGGCCAUAUUCUUGUUACAUCUUGUGAGUCAACCAUGUUGUUUGAAGUUGUGAAUGAGGUUAAAAAGAUUGGUUCGUUGUUAAAGAGUAUUGAGUUGGAUUCCUUGAAUAAGAAGAUUGGUGAGUUAACUUAUGUUGAAAAAUCUGCGGCAGUUUAUCUUGGAAGAGACUUGAAAUCGAAACCUAGACUUGGAGUAUUCCAAUUACUUCAAGGGUUAUUUGCCUUUGUCUUAAAGGUCCUUUCGAUCGAUCACUCGCAUAUAUUUUCCCACAGCGUGUUUAACCCUAUUUUUGAUUUACUCAUUACGUCAAAUGCCUUGCUUGAAACUUCGAGAGAACAAAAUGAAUCCAAGAUUAGAGUCUAUCAAGAAUUACUUAGAAGAUGGUGCGAAGGUAAUUCCAGUUUAUUACAUGUUGACGGCAACACUUUAGAAUCUACAAUCUCAUUGUUUGAUAAUGGUUUGGAAUUGACGUCAGGGUUGUCAAUGGGUCUAAUUUGGGAAAACUUCCGAGGCAAGUACCCACUGUCUCUAAAAGGAUGGGAUUACUUGAAAAGCGUUUACGGAAUUAUGGAUGAUCUUGAUUAUGUAUCCAAAAAGCAGUCCAUUAGUGCCUCGGUUAUCAUACAAGACCUCGUGGUGGCCUUCAGGCAGCUCUACACGGCAAUAGUCCUCAAUGAAUAUAAGGAAGAGGAUUUGAAUUUCGUCUUAUCAAAAGUGUACUCCACAAUGAAUGACCUCAAGGCCAAUUUGAUCUCAUUUGAUAAUGAUAGACAAAACAACUUCAAAGUGGAAUUCACCUAUGUAUGUGACUUUUCGGAGAGCAUGAAUGCUAAUCAAGAAUUGAAGAGUUUGUAUAUGUUUUCUGAGAGGUCCUUGAGAUCUAUUGUGGUUGGUGAUAUUGUGGGUCCCUUCCCUACUAUACUUGAAAACUUAUGGAAUCAAAACGAACCAAUUGACUCUAGGAUCCUGUCAUUGUUUUCGAGCCGUUUGCUUGCCUCCACUUUGGAAAAGGUCGCGAAUUUGAAAACAACAGCGGCCAGUCACGUUGGUGACACAGUAGGAGAUUUGAAGCUACUCACCGGAUCAAUGAUUGAAACUUCUAAGUACAUUUUGUCGAAUCAGAGAAUUGCCUUUGCCGAUAAAUUAAAUACUUGGUUGAAGCACACGUGGAUGGCUCAUGGGUUGAAAGGGGAUACAUCAGCAGUUGAAGACGGAGAAUUUGCUAAGUUGGACCCUAAGGUGGCCAGAGUCUUUAAGCAGUUCUUAGUUCCAGCUUCGACUUUAAUAAGGCUGAACGGUUUGACUAACCUAGGAAAAGCUUGGAUUUUGUUUGCCUGUGGACUCAUACAAUUGUACUUGCCCAGUGUUCCAAACGACCCAGCUAUCAAAGAGUAUGUCAUUUCGAAAGUUUAUUCUGCUCGCAUGUCUCACCUCAAUGGACUUCAGGAAUCCUGGAAACGUUCGAGAGAGGUAAUGAAUGGUGAUGAAUCAACUUAUUUAGAGUCAACUUUAAAGGAACUCACUGAUACAACUGAACCUGAAACUCCAAAGGUCUACCGUGGUGAAGAUUCCAUUGAUGGUUUGAUUGAUGAAUGGAACGCCAUGAUGGAGUCUAGUUUGAACUUUGAGUCUAUUUGCAAUUUGUUAAGUGACAUUGAGCUGAAGUCCUCCUCAGCCAAGGGCAAGUUGGAUUUGUUUCAAAACAAUCUUUCCAAGUUUGCACAGCGAAUGAAACAAAAUUAUCUUUUGUAUUCCGAUUUGAAUGAUAUUUUACUUGGAUAUAUAUAUGCAUUACAGUUUGGUUUCGAAUUGGUCAUGUUUGAUAACGAGAAAAGUACACAAGAGAACUUUUCGAAGGACUGGUUGAUUAACACUGUUGAAAUGUUGACUCCUGCAAGGGUUGAGUCUGAGUUUGCCAAUGCGCAAGCAUUUACAAAGAGGUCAGCCGUGGACGACCCGAAAGCUGAUGAGAUUAUGUCCUUCUUUAUGAUUCUUGGGUUUUCAGAAAAGGAAAAUCACGGAAUUGAUAUUGUCGGAAGAGCCAUCAAGUCCUUGUAUUACAGAUGGUCACUUCGUAAAAUGAGGGAGGAUCAAGAAAAUGCUCAAAAGGAGAGUAUGUUUAAGUACAAAGAUGAGGAGGACCAUGUUGAGGAAGAUUUUCAGAGAUUGUUCCCUGAUUUCGAAGAAGUAGUUGACUUGAAGGUUACCGGUGUAAAACAAAGUGAUGCCUUUGAGUUGAUUCAUCAUAAUAUUGCUACUUCUUAUAUUGAUAACUUUGUGCAUGGAACGAGACUCAGUGCAGAUGCCUUGUCAAAGAUAGGUUGUGCGUUAUUUGAUAAAUUGGUAUCAUCCAAUUUAAAAACAGAUUUCAAUAAUUCUUCAGCCUUGUCAGUAGUUAUAAAUGCGGCGUACUUCACCACCGAAGAUUUGACUCAACCAAGCAAAAGCUUCCACUUUUAUAGAGAUUGCAAUCCAAAUGAAGUUCAAAAGGCUGUCAAGAUCAUUUCCAGUGUGCAUUUGUUGACCAAAAAGAUGCUAGAGCAAUGGCCAGAACAUGCUACUUUGCGAAAUAUUGCCUUUUCCACUUCCGAGUUCAUGGCAUUCGCAAUAGGUUUACCUUUGGGUAGAUUCUUGCUGAAAUUGGAACAGAUUUACACCUACAUUGCCGAAUGGCAAAAGUACUCUUCUAGUCAAACUUCACUAGCAACCCAAUACACCCAAUUGACCGACUUGAUGGUAUCAUGGAGAAAAUUGGAAUUAUCUACAUGGAAGAGUUUGUUUGAUCAUGAGGAGGCAAUGUGCGGUGAAAAGAUUGGGUUGUGGUGGUUCCAUCUACUUGAAGUGGUUAUGAUUCCAAUUUUGGACAAUCGAGAAGAUGAGGACCAAGUGGUGAACAUUUUGUCAGCUUUGAACGUAUUUAUGAGCAGGGUUUCCUACGGAGAAUUUACUUUCAGGUUAAAUCUAUUGAAAGCGUUCAAGAAUCAUGGAUUGCAACUAGACAAAUCGCAUCCGAUUGUUAAUGCGUUGGGCAACUUUAUAAAAUUCUAUAUCCAAUUUGAACCGAUCAUACAAGAGGAUAUGGCGGCAAAGAGAGAUAAAUUGCAGAAGGAGAUCGAUGAGGUCAUUCUUUUAGCAAGUUGGAAAGAUAUCAAUAUUGACGCUUUAAAACAAAGUGCCAGAAAGUCCCACAACAGUCUAUACAAGAUUGUACGCAAGUAUCGUGAUGUUUUGAGUACUCCAGUUCAGCCGAUAAUAGAACAAGGUUUGUCGCAGCCAGUGAAAGAGAAUGAAGCAUUGGCUCUUCCAGUGAUUGAGCAGCUGAGCCUCAAAGAAGAUUAUGGUGUACUUUUAUCUAUCCCCACUUGGAACCAAAGGCCACUGAGGUUGCAAGAUACAUCAACCAUCAAGAGGAAUUUCAGAGUCUAUUUGGAUAGAGUUAAAAAUGAAGAAUUGCCUCAAUUGUUAGACUUUGCAGUGGAAACAGCCCGUGCUGCUGAUACACUUCGAAAUGAAACUCCGAAGGUGUUGAAUGAAGGAAACAAGAAGUUGGUUGCAGCAUUGAAGACGCAAAAGCAGAAGUUGCUCAGUGAUACUAUUCGUGAAAUAAGGCAGUCUGGUUUAAAGACUAGUAUGAGAGCGGAUAUACUUGCAACCCAGAAAUCAGUGAAUUUGAUCAUUGCAAACUCAAACAUCUUCGGUGGGUUUUUGGAAGGAUAUGACAGCACCUACUUUAGAAUCUUGGAUUUGUUGCCUCGAUUGAGAGCUGCUGUUGGCUCGCCAUGUGAAGACGUUCCUGCUGCAGAUCUUGAAAAGGGUUUAUCAGCAGCUGAGAAUUUGAUACAUUGGUUGAUUGUGAAGCGCUCACCACUUGCCAAGUUCAAUGGUGAAUAUGAGACAUUUCAGUUGUACGCAGGUGAUAUGUUGACUCUAGCCAAGAUGAAUAACGAGAAACUAAUUUCAACUGAAUGCUACAAAAGCAAAGUCGAAAACGUUAAAUUUAGGAGAAUGUGGUUACCAAAGUUGUUGGACUAUGCUAUCAGCACCUGUAACGCUAUUGGCAAAUUUACCUCCACCAUUGCAACCCGCGCCUUUGAAGAUUUGAAGAAAGAGUCGGAGAUGUUUUCAGACUUCGAAUCUGAUUCAUUGGUAUAUACUACGUCGAAUGAGAAAAUGAUGCAAGAGUAUAAAGAGUUUGAGAGCCGUUUGCGGAAUGCAUUGAAUGUAUGGAAAAGAGAGAAUUCAAAUGUACAAUUUGUUGCCGAUGUUGUCUUAAAUUGGUUGAAUGGAAAUGCUAAACCCGUUGAAAUUGAUAACGAUGUGUCUGGUACAUCAUCAAUUGAAGAUUGUGAAGUGGAAUAUAGAAAGUUGUCGUCAAUGAUUCUUGUAGCUGUCCAAAAGAUUGCGGAGUGUUGCAAAACGGAGGUAGAAAUUGACGAAAAAGGCUGGUUAAUUCAGGCUCAAAGUAAAGUGUCUGAGUACAUAAAACUUACGCACAUCAAAGAAAUCGUGGCAAAAUUAAAGACAUGUAUUGAAAUAUCCACCUUGACAGUUGAUCAAUCUUCAGUAAUUUCCUCGUUAGCUGCAUUUACAUUCCCAUUGGUUGAGAAUUAUUUUGAAUUAUGUUCAACUGUAUUCGAUAAAGCUAGAGUCAAUUAUAAAAAUUUGUCUAAAGCAACUUUUAUUUUGUCAUCGAUACUUUAUUCGCUAGCAACAAAGGGAUUCUGCUCCCCAGAGCCACCACAAGAGCAAAAGGACGAUAACAAUUUGCAUGAUGGAACUGGAUUGGGCGAUGGAGAAGGUGCUCAAAAUAAUAAUAAUGACGUGGAGGAAGAUGAUGAUUUUACUGAAAACGCACAAAAACCAAACGAUGAGCAGAACAACGAUGAGGAGCAAGACGAGAAAGAUGAUGCUGUGGAGAUGGAAGGCGAUAUGGCUGGUGAACUUGAAGAUUUAUCUGAUCAGGACAAAGAGGAUGAUGAAGGUGAUAACGAAGAUGGCGAAGAUCUUGAUGAAGAAGUUGAUGAUUUAGAUGAGUUGGAUCCAAACAAUGUCGAUGAGAAAAUGUGGGAUGAGGAGGCCAAGGAAGAAAAGGAGAAGGAGUCGGAUAAAUUGCCAGAAAAUUCAAACAAUGAUGAAGAGAUGGAAGCAAGAGAGGAUGAAGAACAAGGAGAAGCCAAGCAAGACCAAAAGCUGAAAGAAGAUGGCGAAGCUAAUGAAGAUGAUGAAGAAGGAGAAGAAGGAGAAGAAGGAGAAGAGGAUGUAGGUGAACAGGAGGAUAAAGUUGACAACCAAGAAGGAGAUCAAAUGGAAGACAACGUUCCAGAAUCAGAAGCCUUGGAGCUUCCUGACGAUAUUAAUAUCGAUGGUGAUGAUGAUGAACCUCAGGAAGACAGCGAGAAAGAAUUUGAAGACGAACAUGAAGACGAGUUGCAUGAGGAUAAAGAAACCAAGGAUGAGAUGCAGGUAGAAGAAAACGCCAAUGAAGAAAUUGACGAGGGGGACCCAGAUGAGCAGCUCCCUGAGGAUGAUGAAGAACCAAGCUUGGAAAACGAAGAAAAGGAAAUUGAUGAUGAAGAAGAAGCUGGUGCCGAACCCGAGGAUAGAAUUGAUGAGGAAAUGGAAGACCAGGAUCACGACAGGAGUGAAGACAAAAAAGAAGGUUGUGAAGAACCUAAUGACGACGCAAACGCGGUAGAUGGUGCCGAUGGAUUGGCCGAUAUGGACAAGGAAGAGGAUGUGGAUAUGGAUGCAGCGACAGAGCAAAAAGCAGGUAAAUCAGGAGAUGGUGCAGAAAAUGAACUCAACAAUAAUGAAGAGGGCGAAAACCUUACCGGUGAAGAUAAUUCGGCAGCAGAAGAGAAGAAUGAAAAGUCAAUUGAGGAUGAGGCACGUGAUAAAGCCAACGAGUCCCUUAAACAAAUUGGUGAAUCUUUGAAAGAGUUCCAUCGCCGUAGGCAAGAGAUUCUCGAAGCCGAACAAGAUGAUAAUGAGGCUAACGAGCAAUCCGCUAAUCAAAACUUGAAUGAGUUUCAACACAAUCCAGAUACAACUGCUGAUGACUUGCAGGCACUUGGAGCUGCUAACAAAGACCAAAUUCAAUCCAUCAAUGAAGAUAUGGCAAUUGAUGAAGAAGAAGAGGAAGGAGCUCGUGAUAAAGUCGAAGAUGAAAAUGAUGCUGAUGCUCCUGAAAUGGAUGAUAAUGAAGAGAUACAAGAGGGUGGUGAUGACAAUGGCGCUGCAGCACAAACAGUAGUUGAAGAUUCUGCAUCUGUUAGCGAAGAAAAAGAUCUAUCCACAUCUAAACCAACUACGGAAUUCGAUGACGAUGAUGAGGAAGAGAUUGAAGAAAUGAUUGGAAAGUACGCCGUUACAGAUGAUGAACCACCAUUGUCAAUAGAAGAAGCUCGUAAGUUGUGGAAAGAAAGUGAAAUUGCAACACAAGAGUUGGCUUCGGGACUAUGUGAACAAUUGAGAUUGAUCUUGGAACCUACCUUGAGUACCAAAUUACGCGGAGACUAUAAGACAGGAAAGAGGUUGAAUAUGAAGCGUAUUAUUCCUUACAUUGCAUCUGAUUUCAAAAAGGAUAAAAUUUGGUUGAGAAGAACCAAGCCUUCUAAGCGUGAGUAUCAAAUUAUGAUUGCUGUUGAUGAUUCAAAGUCUAUGACGGAAAGUAACUCGUCAAAAUUGGCCCUAAAUAGUAUUGCAUUGGUAUCUAAGGCGUUGAGUCAAUUGGAAAGCGGUGGCUUAUCGAUCGUUAGAUUCGGUGAAGACGUAAAGAUCGUCCAUCCAUUUGACAAACCGUUCAAUGCUAAUAAUGAAACUGGUGCCAAAAUUUUCCAAUGGUUUGACUUCCAACAAUCAAGAACUGAUAUCAAAGCAUUAUGUAAUGAAUCGUUAAAGAUAUUUGAGGAUGAGAAGUUUGAAAAUAAGGCUGAUUUGUGGCAGUUGCAAAUCAUCAUUAGUGAUGGUGUAUGUGAGAGUCAUGAGAACAUCAUGCGCAUGGUUAGAAAAGCAAGAGACGAAAAGAUUAUGAUGGUAUUUGUUGUCAUUGAUGGAAUCAAUCUGAAGGAGUCGAUUAUGGAUAUGCAACAGGUGAGAUAUGAGACUAAUGAAAAUACCGGUGAAAUGGUUUUGAAAGUGGAUAAGUAUCUUGACAGUUUCCCAUUUGAAUUUUAUGUCAUUGUUAAGGAUAUUAAUGAGUUGCCAGAGAUGCUUUCAACCAUCCUUCGUCAAUACUUUACCGAGAUAUCUACAGUAUAA